UUACGAACAUCCACAAGCACAGAGUUUCCAUUUCGCUCUGUGCCUCUGUGACCUCCGUUUUGGCUGCGAUUUUUUAAUCGGACAAGAUAAAGCAGAAGGAGAAGAAGAGGGGAUUUUUUAGCACAGAGAGAGAGAGAGAGAGAGAGAGAGAGAGGCAGAUACUGAGUUGAAAGAUGAAGACGACGAAGGGAGGCAAGGCGAUGAACCCUACGGACGCGUUCCGUAAGGAGCUCCGCAAGAGGGAGCUUAAACGGAACAAGAAAGAAAGGAAAAAGGUGAGAGAGGUGGGGCUUUUGAAGAAAGAUCCUGAAACUCUUAGGGAGCAAAUUGAGAAGUUGGAAAUGAUGAAGGCUGAUGGUGCUUUGGACAAAGCAAGAAAACACAAGAAGAGGCAACUAGAGGACACGUAUAACCUUGUUUUAAAAAAGAGGAAGGAAUAUGAAGAGAAAAUGCGGGAGAAGGGUGAGGCCCCUGUUAUGUUCAGCCAUUUGGGACCUCCUCGAAGACGGACAACUGCAGAAGAAGAAGAGAAAGUCAAGCAUCCAAAGCCUGAAGACUCUGUUUACUAUCAUCCCACGCUGAAUCCUACUGGUGCCCCACCACCAGGAAAGCCUCCCAUGUAUAAAUCAUCAAUAGGGCCUAGAAUUCCCUUGUCUUCUGCUUCAUCCAGUGCUUCUGCGUCAUCAUCAAAGACAGAGUUAGAAGAUGCUGAGUUAGCUGCACCUCCUCAACCUCCACCUCCACCACCUCCCCCCUUGCCAGAUACUGAAAGCAUCGACUCUGGGGAUGGCUCUGUUAAACCUCCAUCUUUGCCUCUACCUCCUCCACCUCCAAUGCCCCCAACGCCUGCCCCACCAAACUUGGUUAUGCCAUUACCUGCACCACCUUUGCCGCCGCCGCCACCUCCUGGCCCCCCACCAAAAGAGCAAGUUGCUAAUCACCCUACACCUCCUCCACCUCCUCCACUCCAAUUGUCUGCUCUGCCACCUCCACCUGGUACCAGUGGAGGUGAAAAGGAGACAAACCAACCCGCACUGUUAGACGGCCUGAAGUCCAAGGAGCAAGCUCAGGUGCCUGCCGUGCUUCCUCCUCCCCCGCCUGGGCUGCCACUGAAAUCAAGUAACCAGUCAGAAGGUGCACCAUCUAAUGCUGAUACCAAUAAUUUUUCAGCAACUCAGGAUCUCUCAAGAAUGGUUCCACCCCCACCCCCUCCACGCCACCAACCUCCACCUGGACCCACCCUGCUCCCAACUUUACAGCCUGAUGUAUUACCCCCAGGAAUAUCACGGCAUCCCCCACUGCUACCUCCUCCAGAUAUGCGGCCUCCAUUAUCUGGUCCUGGACUUCCCGGUUUAGCAGGUCCCCCUGGAGUUAUGCAUCAGCUAAUGCCAAGGCCUCCAUAUGGUCCUCCCCCCGGGCCUCCCCCGAUGAUGAGACCACCACUUCCACCUGGUCCUCCGCCUACCUUCCUAGAAGAUGAGCAUGCUUCUAAUAUACCAUCUGCUCCACAGAAACCUUCAUAUAUCAAAUCUGCUGCAUCUACUGUUGUUAAGAGGCCACUAGCUCAGCACACUCCAGAACUUACAGCUAUGGUUCCUGCAUCUGUUAGAGUGAGGAGAGAGUCUGCUGUCCCGAAAGGAAAGCCAAAAUCAUCACUCACAAGUGCUGCAAUGGUCAGUGGGCCAACUGGUCCUACUGUCGUGAAGCCAGAACCAGCAAACUCAUCAUCAGCACCAAAGAAACAGAGCAUUGAUGACUCAUAUGUGGCCUUUUUGGAGGACAUGAAAGCGCUUGGUGCACUUGAUGGUUGAGACUAUUGUAGCUGCUGAGAAGGUGCAAGGAAUAUAGAGGAGGCACACAUGUAAUCAAAAGAAACCAAGUGUACAUGUUACGUAUUUGAUCUGGGGAAUUGCAGCUUUAUUCAUUGUUGCCAGUAGCCUCUGUUUGCUUUGGUGCUGUUUCAUUGGUGAACCUCUCUUGUACCUGUGGUAAUUAAUUUCUCCGACUGCUUUGUUUUAAAAAUCUUAGUUCUGAGAAAAAUGUGUAACUAGAGCUGAUAUCCAUGAGAGAAUGAUAGAUUGUAUAAGCAAAUUCGAGGCUGUACUACAAUUGAAUUAGGAGAUAAUGACACUCAUGCUUUUGAUAAUACUCAAGACACUUUUUUUUCCC
Messenger RNA from Juglans regia (Persian walnut), 2169 nucleotides. Its product is annotated as protein EARLY FLOWERING 5. The record is from RefSeq and is a predicted model, not a curated record. Gene Ontology annotation, biological process: mRNA cis splicing, via spliceosome. Gene Ontology annotation, cellular component: spliceosomal complex. Lineage: Eukaryota; Viridiplantae; Streptophyta; Magnoliopsida; Fagales; Juglandaceae. The coding region runs from base 174 to 1811 and encodes 545 amino acids. The transcript has 9 exons.